AUGGACAACACCCAGACCGAAACUGGGGAGCAGCAGUCUGAGCCGGACCAAAAGCCUCCAUUUAAGAAUUUCUGGGUAUGGCGCUACGGCGAAACGAUCAACCUUUUCUUACGAUGUUCUACCUUCUACCGGAGCCAUGGAACCCUCCUCGACAAGGUUUUAAUGGGAAUUGCGGUAUUAUGUGCUGCAGGAGCAGGAACUGCUUUGCCUUUGAUGAACGUUAUCUUCGGCAAUGUUGUCAGCGAUUUCAAUGGAUAUUUCAUCCCUGGUUCCGGUGUUACCAAGGAGAAGUUUCUUAGCAGUGUGAAUCGGAGCGUUUUCUGCUUGGCUAUAUUUCCGUGUCUCCUCGUUCCGAUAUACAUCAAACUGCAAAAGAAGGUUGAGCAAGCGGACGAAAAGGCCUCGUCGAUUGCAGGAGAAGCGCUUGGGUCGAUUCGUACAAUUGUCUCUUGCUGUGCAGAAGGCAGGCUUGCGGCUCGUUAUGGAGAAUGGGUUGGGGAAGCGCGAAAACGAGGAAUGAGGCUGGCGCCACAGGUCGGUGCGCAGCUCGCGCCAUCAAACUUCGCCAUGUACGGGAGCUAUGCGUUGACGUUCUGGUUCGGCAUCAGACAGUAUGCGUCGAAUAAUAUUCCUGAUGUUGGCCCCGUUAUUACGGUCAUUUUUUCAGUUUUCAUAGUGGUAUCAACACUCUCUUUUCUUGCAACCCCUAUUAUCGCCAUUUCCAAGGCAGUGAGCGCAUCUACCUACUUUUUCGAAAUGAUAGACGCGCCAAAGCCUAAAACGUCUGGCUUGAAGGAUCAAAAUGUUUCAACCACCGAUAUCCGUUUCGAGGCCGUGAAUUUCUCGUAUCCAACCCGGCCCAAUGUUAAAAUCCUCAACAAUCUGACCAUUGAUAUUCCAGCUGGAAAAAUAACCGCACUUGUUGGACCCUCUGGUUGUGGAAAAAGCACGAUUGUCGGACUGCUGGAACGUUGGUAUCAGAUUGAGAACCAGUUUGAGGGCGACCCUAAUAGUGACGCCCCACAAAGCGGUGAUCCUCAAAACGAGAAAGUGCACGAGACAGCAACAUCCCCCAAUAGUGGGUCAAUAAAAAUUGGGCCUCACAAUCUCUAUGACCUGGAUCUUAAAUGGUGGAGAUCCCAAAUCGGAUUGGUGCAACAGGAACCAUUUACGUUUAACACAACCAUCUACCAAAACGUCGCCUAUGGUCUAGUGGGAUCAAAGUGGGAAAACGAAUCCGAAGAAGUGAAAAGAAAGCUUGUUGUGGAAGCCUGCCGGGAAUCGUUUGCGUCAGAAUACAUUGAAAAAUUGCCGCUGGGAUAUGGCACCAUGGUUGGAGAGAAUGGCUUGAAACUCAGCGGCGGCCAGCGCCAGAGACUUGCAAUUGCUCGAAGCAUUAUUAAAAGGCCGCCCAUACUUAUCCUUGAUGAGGCAACAAGUUCAAUCGAUGUUCGAGGAGAACGUAUUGUUCAAGAGGCACUUGAUCGAGUAUCCAAAAAUCGCACGACAAUAACCAUCGCCCAUCGAUUAUCUACGAUAAAAAAGGCAGAUAAAAUCAUCGUUCUGAAGGCAGGAGAAAGCAUUGAGCAGGGAACACAUGAGGAGUUGCUUGAAUUCAAAGGACUGUAUCACUCGUUGGUGGAAAAUCAGCGUCUCGAAAUGGGAGAACAGGACCCUGAUAUCCAAGCCGAGGUCAAUCCAAAACGUCAAGUUGAGGAUAUGCAGAGCAUCCUCAAAGAAGCCUCAAGAACCGAUGAUGCUGGUGGGCCUGACCAAGAGCCUGUGCUUACGUAUAAAGCGAGAUCGCUGGUCAAUUCGGUCGGCCUAUUCCUCUGGGAACAGAGAAAGCUUUGGUAUAUGGAUGUUGCCAUUGUUAUUGCUGCUGCGGGCUCCGCCUUUGCCAUCCAGAGUUAUAUAUUUGCACAACUCACGGCCGUGUUUCAGCUAUCUGGUGAUCAGCUGAUUAACCGAAGCGAAUUCUGGGCCCUAAUGUUCUUCAUACUUGCCCUUGGUGUUGGGUUUUUUUACUUCGUACUGGGCAUUGUCGUCGACAAGUCUGUCUGCGGAAUGGGAGGCAUGGGAGGACUGAAUUCAAACUUGUCAUCGAAUUCAAACUUGCCAUCAAAUUCAAACUUGCCAUCGAAUCCGAACCUGCCAUCGAAUCCGAACCUGCCAUCGAAUCCGAACCUGCCAUUGAAUCCGAACCUGCCAUCGAAUCCGAACCUGCCUCCUAUUCGAAGUAGUCCAAUCCCUCAGUUUGGUGAACACGCGGAUCUGUUUAUUGAUGAGUUCUUCAACUGGUUGAUGACAGAGAGACCUCGAAGAGCAGAAGCUCUUUUAACUGCAAAGAGCAUUAUUCAGAAUGAAGGAUUUGAACUGGAUCAUAUACGGACAAUGACAAAUGAGCAGGUGGUUCAGUUGAAUAUUGGAAUGGGUAUAUUCUCGAUAAUAAGAAAUGGGUUAAAGAGUUCUAUCUGGCAGUCACAGUUGAAGGAGAUUAAAUUGUCUUUAUCUGCUGUUUGUAAUGAUGACAGCAGACUUCAUACUGCUUCUGCUUCUGAAUUUGAAACUUAG
This is a messenger RNA of Histoplasma mississippiense, 2574 nucleotides long. RefSeq lists its product as hypothetical. Gene Ontology annotation, molecular function: ATP binding; ATP hydrolysis activity; ABC-type transporter activity. Gene Ontology annotation, cellular component: membrane. The transcript has 10 exons. Lineage: Eukaryota; Fungi; Ascomycota; Eurotiomycetes; Onygenales; Ajellomycetaceae. The coding region runs from base 1 to 2574 and encodes 857 amino acids. Gene Ontology annotation, biological process: transmembrane transport. The record is from RefSeq and is a predicted model, not a curated record.